Messenger RNA from Ostertagia ostertagi, 324 nucleotides. NCBI's taxonomy places the organism in Eukaryota, Metazoa, Nematoda, Chromadorea, Rhabditida, Trichostrongylidae. The record is from the annotation of a GenBank genome assembly.
AUGAUGACGAAGCCAAUCGAAGUCCGGUGGUACUACCAUGGCCCGGACAACGAGAUUUAUGGGCCAUAUGCAGCUAAAGAGAUGAUGAUGUGGACUCAGUCGGGAUAUUUCAACGACUCUCUACUAAUUCGUACUGAACAUGAAGAACGAUUUCACACUCUCGGCGAAUGGACUCGAGUUUGUGGUGGCAAGGUACCCUUCGUGCUUCCGGUAGUAUCUAUGGAGUCCCUCGUCGGUCCAAUGGGCCCUCGUCUAAAUCCUUUAGUGAUUGGAAUGCUCCCACCCGGCCUACCGCCUCCAUUUCCCCCUCCGGUGCAUGGAAGG